Molecule: messenger RNA, 3075 nt
Organism: Durusdinium trenchii
Lineage: Eukaryota; Dinophyceae; Suessiales; Symbiodiniaceae
Source: the annotation of a GenBank genome assembly
CAAGGCGAAACCCUCGUGAAAGACCGGCAAACAUAAAACACACAUUCCACUGCCCUCUAGUCACUAGUCGCUUUUCUUUGGACGUUUCUCUUCGCCAUGGAGCCGGGCGACCAGUUCAAGGACUUGUUGAAGCGGCUUGCUGCGGAGCAUGACAAGCUGUUGCAGCGCGCCGAGGAGGAGCACGAAGCGUGGCUCCGAACCCUUCAGGGCCUCGCUUCGAUCUUCGAACCCAGCGAGCCGCGCGCCCUCGCUGCAGGCCUGGACGUCUUUCCGCUUCUCGCUCCAGUGCCGCCGGAGCAGCCGGCUCUGCCAGAGGAUUUGGACCCCUGGCCCUCCUUCGAAGAGGAAGUCGACUUCGACUCCAACGACGUGGAGGAUGCGGUUCUAUCAGUAGAGACGGGAUCUCCGCUAGUGCGAGCGAUCUCUGAGAAGAUGGUGGAUAUGGUGGCAGUGAAGAAGGUGGACUCCCUCUCCAGUGCUGCGGGUAGAUCGCGGCAGUCCGCCAAGAUGGAAAGCCUCUUCAGCGCCGAGAGCGAGAAGUGCUGGCGAUGCCAACUCUUCCCAUGGAUUGAUUAUGUGGCGGGGAUCGCCGUCCUUUUUAACUCUCUGCUGAUGUUGCUGCAGUUGGAACUCGAGGGCCGCUCGGCCGCGGUCUUCCUGGGCCAGAGUGCGCCCUCCUACGCCCACGAGCUGCAGCUGGUCCAGGCCGCCGAGUCCUCCUUUGUGUUUUUCUACCUCGUGGAGCUCUUGUUAAGGAUCUCGGUGGAGCGGCAGGGCUUUUUCCAGGAUGUGGCGAACCUCUUCGACGGUGUCUUGGUGGUUCUGGGGGUGGUGGAUGUGGCCGUCAGUCGCCCCUUCGAUCCCAGCUUCACCGACCUCGAGGACGAGCCCUCCCUGAAGCUCAUGCGCAGCCUCAAGUCCAUGCGCGCGCUGCGCCUGGUGCGGACCUUCCGCUUCGUGCGGGGCCUGCGCUUGCUGGUGACGGCGUGCAAGUGCUUCCUGCCGUCGCUCUUCUGGUCCAUGGUGCUACUUGCGGUCUUCAUGAUCAUGGGUGCGUUGACUUUGGGAACGACUCUGCAAACCUUUGUGGCUGAUCCUGCGACCGAGCUCGAGGAGAAGAUCUGGGUUUGGACGCGCUAUGGCACAGCCUUCCGAGCCCUAUACACCAUGUAUGAGGUGACCUUUGCUGGAAACUGGCCAACCAAUGCGAGGCCUGUCAUUGAAGCUGUGAGUCCACUCUUCGCCCUGUUCUACCUGGGCUACAUCACCAUUAUCGUCUUCGCGCUGAUCAGAGUGAUAUCGGCCCUCUUUUUAAAAGUCCCUUGUCAUUCUUCCAGUGCGUAAACGCACCGUGUGAAACUUGGAGUCCACGCCCAUUUCCAGUCCACGCUUUUGAACGGGGUUCUGAUAUAGCAGGUAGAAUGGGGGUAGAACGGGGUAGCAUUGAAAAGCCCAUGCAUUUUUCCAUUUGCUUUGCGGUUCAGCACGGGCCGUAUGUUUCGCCGGCAGAUGCUCUUCCCUCAACUCACCGACGGGCUGUAAAUGAAGAGUGUUGACAGAACGAUUAUAUAAUUCCUCAAAGGCCAUCAUAUGAACAUUUGGGGGUGUCCUAAUACCUGUAGCCUGUAACAGUCAGUAAACAAGCAACUACUGCACUAUUUUUGAGACAUACCCAACAUAAACAGCCGAUCUGAAGGAGCCAUAGUGUCCUACUCCCAUGACUCAAGUCAUUGCCAUUCCCCAGAGAAUCAAUUAGCAGCCGGUCGUCCCCCAAACCUGUGCCAGCCUGACAGAGGCAGUUCCCUCCACUUCUGUGUCUCGUGCAUAUUUCUGUUCUAUUCUAGAUUGCAUUCAUGAGGGCAUCGCGCAACAGACACCAUCAUCGCGUUCUUCGCUUUGGUCUCUGGUCAUGGCGAUGUGGUUUACCAUUCGCACAAGCAGGCUAAAUGUAGCGCUUCACUAGCAGCAAACCAGUGCAACAGAACUCCACCCAGUGCAUUUUGUGCAUUGACUCCUAGGAGUUCACAUCCCAACUUCCGAGUCGCACUGUUACGACUGUUACGGCUGUCAGGCGUCCCUGGGUCUCCGCCGCUCUGCGGGUGCUGUCGCUAUUUUUUGCCCAGGAGCCGGCCCAUGGCUACCCGUGGAAAUAGCGCUAGGUAGCACUGCCUUAGUGGUGGCAAAGGUUCUCGUAGUGGGAGCAGCGGUCAACAACGGGAUCCUUUUCCACUUUUCACAUCACCCCGGAUCUGGGGCAAUUCCCUUUGAAAGCUGCGACCGGGUUCGCCGCGUUCGGGGUUCACGGCUUCCAACUUGUGUGAAGCUCCUGAGGACACCCUUGAUGCGGCCCAGAGUGAUGCAGAUCUGGCUGUGGUCGACAAGAAAGAAAGACGGAGGGUCUAUGUGGAGAAGCUGGAAGCCUUGUUCACUGCAAUUGAUGUAAACCAAACCGGCAUGAUCACAGAGCAACAACUGGCCAGCGUUUUGUCGCUUCCAAACAUUCACGCGUACCUGGAGACCCUCGACUUGGACGUGAAAGAAAGCGCCGCGCUCUUCAAGCUCUUGGAUGAUGGCGACGGGGAAGUAACACUUCACGAGUUUAUUAAUGGCAUUAUGCAUUGCAAAGGGGAAGCGCGCGCGAUUGACCAGGUGCUGAUGCAUUCGGAGCUAAGGCUCGUGGCCAAGCGGCUGGACGGACUGUGCAUGCAUGUGGGCUUCGAGGCCAACGAGCGGACGUCGAAGCAGAUGCAGCAGAAAGCUUUCCAAAGCAAGGCUUGUCACCUGGGCACCUUCCGAAUGUCCCAGUCAUUUGGGAGGACUGUAAGUUAAAGAGUUUGCCGCCCAAUGAAUGGAGUUAGGCGGAGAAUUCACUGAUUGAUUGGGAACGGCCCGUGAGCAUGGGCAAACCACCAAGGCAGUGUGUUUGACGAAGUGCGGGAACACGCACGCAAUACGGUAUGGGGUCAAGUAUGGGGCCCAUGGGGUCAUGGUGGUUGGCAGGGCUGGUCCCAGUGUUUGGUUCCUGAAGGAAACCCAAAGGGCUUUGAUCCCGACGGGACGCAUGUGUGCGCUGGC